This is a messenger RNA of Staurois parvus, 421 nucleotides long. The record is from the annotation of a GenBank genome assembly. NCBI's taxonomy places the organism in Eukaryota, Metazoa, Chordata, Amphibia, Anura, Ranidae.
CCCCUCCAAAUUACUGGAUUCAGGUGUUCCAAUCACCUCCAUGGCCACAGGUGUAUAAAAUCAAGCACCUAGGCAUGCAGACUGCUUCUGCAAACAUUUGUGAAAGAAUGCGUCGCUCUCAGGAGCUCAGUGAAUUCAAGCUUGGUAUUGUGAUGGCUUGCCACCUGUGCAAUAAGUCGAUCCGUGAAAUUUCCUUGCUACUAAAUAUUCAACGAUCAACUGUUAGUGGUAUUAUAACAAAGUAGAAGCAACUGUGAAUAACAGCAACAUUGCAAUGCAAAGCAUUGGAUGCAGAGGUGUAAAGCAUGCCACCACUGGACUCUAGUGCAGUGGAGAUGUGUUUGGCAGUCCGAUGGACAUGUCUGGGUUUGGCAGUUGCCAGGAGAACGGUACUUGCCUGACUGCAUUGUGCCAAAUGUAA